AUGAGGAGGCGCUAUAGCGUGCGGUUAAAGGGGUGCAAGGAUGGGGGUUCAAGUCUGUAUGACCCUGGGCAAAUGGCCACACCCUGCUGUGCCUUGGACCUGCAGCAGCAGAGGCGCCUCCUGCAGAGGGCCUGUGAGGAUUACACGAGAUCAGGUUUGGCACAGCGCCUGGCACAUAGCGGGCGCUCCCAGAAGCGCACGGGCCGCGCCCCUCCCCCACCUACCCGGGGUGGGGCCCGCACCUGGGCCUCCGGCUCGUUAGCGCACCCAGGCUGCUCGCUCCGGCCCGGCCCUGAGGGACCCGCCCGCCAGGGGGCAGAUGGCCUGUCGGAGCCCGAGGGCAUCUCUCUGAAGCGGGUUGCUGUGGUGGAAGAUUUCUUUGACAUCAUCUACUCGAUGCAUGUGGAGAGCUCCGCGGAGCCAGGCAAAGCCCCCAAGCACGCCGGGCAGAAGAAAACCUACCGGGCGAUCGCAGAAACCUACGCCUUCCUCCCGAGAGAGGCUGUGACCCGCUUCCUGAUGAGCUGCACCGAGUGUCAGAAGAGGAUGCACUUUAACUCUAAUGGCCUGGAACCCAAAGAAAAUGAGCCUCCAUCUCCUCUGGUCUCCGGGAUCAUUGAUUACAACAUGCCCCUCACCUCCACGUACUUGAAGCAGAUGAAGCUGCGAGUGAUGAAUUCCCAAGAGCAGGAUGAGACCUCUGUAAGCAGUGAAGACUUUGAUAUGAAUGACUCCACAUGGAUGUCCGCUGACCCACACCUGGCCUCCAGCCUGAGCCCCAGCCAGGACGAGAGGAUGCGGAGCCCGCAGAACCUCCACAGCCAAGAGGAUGAUGAUUCCUCCUCCGAGAGUGGCAGCGGCAAUGGCUCCUCCACCCUAAACCCAUCCACAUCAAGCAGCACACAGGGCGACCCUGCCUUCCCCGAGAUGAACGGCAACGGUGCUGCGGCCCCCAUGGACUUCACUUCCGCUGCUGAGGAUCAGCCCAUCAACCUGUGUGACAAGCUCCCACCGGGCACAGCGCUGGGCACACCCUCUUACUCCUCCGAUGGCUGUGGCACCGAUGGGCUUCGGAGCCGUGUCAAGUAUGGGGUGAAGACUACUCCUGAGUCACCCCCCUACAGCUCUGGAAGCUACGAUUCCAUCAAGACCGAAGUCAGUGGCUGCCCUGAGGAUUUGACAGUAGGCCGGGCCCCCACGGCAGAUGACGAUGAUGAUGACCAUGAUGACCACGAGGACAAUGACAAGAUGAAUGAUUCUGAGGGCAUGGACCCGGAGCGUCUCAAGGCCUUCAAUAUGUUUGUGCGUCUCUUUGUGGAUGAGAACCUGGACCGCAUGGUGCCCAUCUCCAAGCAGCCCAAGGAGAAGAUCCAGGCCAUCAUCGAGUCCUGCAGCCGGCAGUUCCCUGAGUUCCAGGAGCGGGCCCGCAAGCGCAUCCGCACAUACCUCAAGUCCUGCCGGCGCAUGAAGAAGAAUGGCAUGGAGAUGACCAGACCCACACCUCCCCACCUAACCUCGGCCAUGGCAGAAAACAUCCUGGCAGCUGCCUGUGAGAGCGAGACGAGAAAAGCAGCCAAAAGGAUGCGCCUGGAGAUCUACCAGUCCUCGCAGGAUGAGCCCAUAGCCUUGGACAAGCAACACUCCCGGGACUCUACAGCCAUCACCCACUCCACCUACUCACUGCCAGCCUCCUCCUACUCCCAGGACCCUGUGUAUGUCAACGGCGGCCUCAACUACAGCUACCGUGGCUAUGGGGCUUUGAGCAGCAACCUGCAGGCCCCUGCUUCCCUCCAGACAGGAACUCACAGUAAUGGGCCCACAGACCUCAGCAUGAAAGGUGGGGCCUCUACCACCUCCACCACGCCCACACCCACCUCCUCCAGCAACAGCACCAGCAGGACCAUGCCCGCUGCCCAGCUCAGCCCCACCGAGAUCAGUGCUGUGCGGCAGCUCAUUGCCGGCUACCGGGAGUCUGCAGCCUUCCUGCUGCGCUCUGCAGAUGAACUGGAAAACCUCAUUUUACAGCAGAACUGACCCCCAGCAUCGAGCGCACUACCUUUAGGGAAAGAGGGUAUCCCAGCCUGGACCUGGCUUCCUGCCUCACCAGUUGGUACAUUUUGUUUUCUGAAAGAGGCGGGAUCCAAAAGAGCUGUUUCUAGCCACACUCCAAGCACCUGAGACUUUGGGCACAAGGACACUUUUUUUUGGAAUCUCACCACACGGGUGCUCUGACCUGCUUGGAAGAGGCCAACAGGGCAGCUCUGGAAAGGUUGGGGCUCCCCUAACAAGGCGCUGGAGCUGCAGCUGUGUUUAGAAUCACCUUCCUGGACCCUGAUGUUAGAAUUCCACCCCCAGAUAAUUACCUUUCAAGUCUUAGGUGAGCAGAAUUGCAUAUUUAUUGAGAAAAACAAAGUGGACCCUUUCUUCCUCUCCCCUUAGUAAUUUAUUUUUCUGAAAAUGGAUUCUUUUGUGUUUGUACAGAUUGCCAGUCUGUGUCUGUCUGAUCAGAAGGAUGUAUCCCUGUACCUAACAUUCCAUAUCACUACACUGAUGCGGGCUGGGGACCAGCAGGGGCGGGGCAGGUGCCAGGCUGGCUGUCCCUCUGAGUGCCCAGCGCACCCUGGGGAAAGCCACCACCCCUUGGCCAGACUAUCCUGUUGCAGAUCUCAGUGCUGCCAUAGGGACGCUGCCACAGGGACACUGCCAGGCACCAUCAAGCAGGAAGAUCUCAUCCACACUACUGCAAAGUAAAACAAAGGCAUCCCACCCUUCUACAGAGCCCCAGUCACACGGUCACCUGUAUUCUACCUCACACUUGAGCGUGGGCUUUUUCUAGGAUGUGCCCUGACCCUGUUCUGAACAGUUGUCUCCCCAAGUCCCCCAAACAAUGUGUCUGCCUGGGAGGUAAGUCAGACUGGGUGUCCAGAAGCCAGAGCCUGAGACAGAGUUCUGUCUCUCACAACUAGCAGCUUGCUCUGGCCCUCUCAGCACCUUCCUGCUUGAUAAGAUGGAGUGCUGGGAGAUGGCAGCUGGUCAGCAGGGCCCUGGCCCUCACCUUGCCUUGCUGCCAGGGAGCCAGGUCCGAACACUUAUCUGCACAGGCUGGGGCCUCAGACUCCUGCUAAGAGCCUUCUUCAGGGUAAGCCCUGGCUGUCAGGCAGCUAUGAGUCUCAGGUGGACUGCAGCUCCCACCCCUUGCCUCGUGGUUGGAAUAAAGGGGUCAUCAAUGAAGUGGAGAGGCCACUUGGGUCCCCCAAGUCUGGCCUUUCUUCUAGAAAGUUCAGUCCUGGGAGAAACCUAGAGUUUUGAGUGUGAAAAAGGGCAAAAAGAAAAAGUUGGCCUGGUUUCCUUCCUCCCUGAUAGGCACUUCCUCUUGCUCAGUGCAAUACCUACUAGUGCUGCUAAAACCAGGGAUUCACCCAGACCUCAGUAGGCCCAUGGGGCCUCUCCAUGCAACACUCUGUAGCCAUGACAGCAGCUCUCUGCUGCCUACCCCUGCCGAGAACCGGCAGAAGCCCCGUUGCCUUUCUUCCCUCAGCAAAGAGGCCCCAGGGGAGCCAGGGCCAAGUGGACCCUAGGACAGCUGCAGAGAACCACUUGAUCCCAGAACAAGCACCCCUUCCCAGGACAGCUUUUCUGCAGCCAAUUGCUCAUUGCAGCCAUGGCCCUGCCUCCUGGCACUGUGGCAAACCACCCCUCAGGAGGGCUGGGCAGGCAGUGCUGGUGCAGGUCCCUCAUCCUGCUCAGAUGCUCCAGGAACUGCAAGGCAGGGUACCCCCACACACUUCCACCCCAAAGUUGGGGGUGCUCCCUUAUGUGGCCUGGAACACCCACCCAGCCACACCACCUCUGCCUUCCCUAUGACUGAUCCCUAGGUCUCCAGUCAGGGCAAGGACAUGCAAGACCCCCUCAGCACAGCACAAACUCUAGUGCCCAAGGCCUCUCCCCACCAGCCCUGCACGUGCCCAGCCCCUACCUGCUCAGUACGACUCUGAACAUUUGAAUUUGUGUAAAUAUUUAUUUUUGUGUGUGAACAAUACUACAAAGUAAUCAGUAGAUCCUUUGCAAAACGUUACCCUAGGCAAUUUGUGGAAAUCUUAAUGUUAAAAACUGGCAGAGACAAUCGCCGCCCUACAAAUCCUGGUAUCAAUUGCUUAACCUGUCAUUUCUCCUCCCAGAGGCAGUAUCCAUGCAAGACACAAAUGGUUUGCAUUUCUUGGCAGAUGAAGUGUAAGACCGAGAAGGGGCUUUUUCCUCUGCCCCCGUAGUAACUGACCUAAAAGAUCAGCAGAAGCAGAAGCUGGAAGCCCCAUGUUCUUGAGCACAAGCUGUCUUAACCACCGUCAGCCUGCCUUCAAGGCUGCAGUGAGCAUAGGUUCCAUGCGUUUUUAAAGAAAAAGAAAAUAAAUGCCAGUAGUGGUAGUCCAGGGGCCUCCAGGACAGUGGAUUCCAUCAUGGUAACCCCACUUCUGAGGUGGGCUCCUACAGAAAAGCUAUACCUGAAACCUCAGAGAUGGCUGGCUGAUUCAGGGGCAAAUUACUGAAUGGAAAUAGGAUCCCAUUAGCUAGUUUUGUCAGGGAACUUUUUCUGUUUUUUGUUUUAAAAGAUGCAGCUUCAAGCCUUCCCACCCACUCCUGACUAGGAAAGCACCACAGUUGGUUCUGAUGGACCUUAGCUCACUGCUGUCCACCCUCAGUGAGAAGCUGUCCUCUACCAACCGACACUCCCAAAGCCUCAUCCCCACAGCCAGUUAUAUCUUAUGCAGGUCUCAGGUACAAAGUCAUCCCUGGGAACCCUAAGUUCAAAAGGAAAUGCAAAAGUAGGGUGUACCAGUCCUAGAAUCUUUGCAGGGGACAAGAAGGGUAAAACUGGAGAAGUGGGCACCUUUGUCUUACUGGCAUGUCAUUUAACAGACUAGUGAUAGUGUGACCCAUCUGACAAGUUUUUCUGUCACCAUUCAAAGAUGGACAGGUUAUUCCCAAGGAUGGUGUUGGGGAGAGGAUGAGCAGGGCUGGAAGGGUCUCAGAGAAUUUCCAACAGGUAGAACCCAUCCAUCCCUCCCUAUUCUCAAGGGCCACAUAUGACUGACUCCAGGGGUGGUUACAGGAUUAACUACCAGUUCAUUUUCAAAAUGCUGCUUUGAACUCAGAGGGUUGAUACUUUUAAUUUGUAAUUUUUUGUAAAACUUUUUACACAAUAGUAAAGUAUUUCACCAGAAUACCAGUUUCAAUCCGUCCGUGGUCUGAUUUUUAUAUAAUUUAGUGGUGCUUUAGAAACUUUGUUUUUGUUGUUUCUGAGCUCAACAGCUCAAUCCUUUUUCUCCUGUAUCUACCUAAGACCAAUGUGAACCUUUGUAUUUUUUGCUCCUAAUUUUGGACUCAGUGAAAGUGUACUGUUUACAUGUACAGAUGCCCCCAGUCCCUGUGUGUUCUGCAAGACUCACCCCUUGAGGAGGAGGAUGCACCUCACUACACUCAUCUGCUUAGCAAAGCCACACACACAAAAAAACUUUUUACCUGUUUCCACCUAAAAAUAAGAACACAAACCUACACCACAUAGAACUCAGAUUUGCUGGAAAACAUUUUUUGCCUAGUAGAUGGCUCAUCCAUCUGCCUUCAUCAUGUGUCCUGUAGAAGCAGGGGUCAGAAGAGACCUCCUGUUAGCCACAUGGACAGAUGAAAAGCGAAGGCAGGACUUCACUACCAAGCUCUGGGAUGAAAUUUUUCUCUGAGCAGGUUGGCAAUGGGAAGGUCAAGAUGAUGCCUGUGGCCUUCAGGAUUAAGCCAACCAGGAUUCAGGAACAACCCAUGAGGUCGCCAAUUCUCUGGCAUAACAGGCAUGUUCUGGAAGGAGACAACAAGCUCAUGUCUGAGAAGAGAUUUUAACUUUCAGUGCAGAUAAUGUAAGCAUUUCUGCAGGGUUCUGCUGGAGGCAACUCAUUCGUGAGCCACCACCUCUGGGAAGUGAUGGGGGAUCCAGACAGUAAGCAUAUGGCACUUAUGGCAAGCAGUGGAUGGCACCAACUUAAGGUGACUCUAUUAAUCAAUGUCUUCACCUCUAAAUUAUAUUUUUACAGAUAUGCACCUAUGCAACUUAAAAACGUGGCUCUUCUAAGCAGGUGUGGACUUCCUCCUCAAUGCUCUCUAUAAAAAGUAUUUGUGUUCUGUACAGUGAGUUUUUCCAGUAAAUGUGGCUUAAUAUUUUAAUUCUUAGAUUGUGUCUUCUAUGUGAUGCAACUAAAUUCUGUUUUGUUUGUGGAAUGACUAGCACAGGCCGACUCCCUCUCCCUCACUUACCAGAAGACCAAUGAGCUGUUAAUCGAGCUGUUAUCUCCAUGGUAUUACUGCUAAAUGCACUGAUUUCAUAUGUAUGUGGAACCUUUUCCUUUUGAAUCUGUAUAUCAUAUAUGACUGAAUCUACUUAAUAAACACUGAACAAACUGAA
Messenger RNA from Chinchilla lanigera (long-tailed chinchilla), 6445 nucleotides. It is a transcript of the gene Nol4l, whose product is annotated as nucleolar protein 4-like. Bases 1 to 2034 code for a protein of 677 amino acids. The transcript is spliced from 12 exons. NCBI's taxonomy places the organism in Eukaryota, Metazoa, Chordata, Mammalia, Rodentia, Chinchillidae. The record is from RefSeq and is a predicted model, not a curated record.